This is a messenger RNA of Orbicella faveolata, 1517 nucleotides long. RefSeq names its product putative G protein-coupled receptor No18. The record is from RefSeq and is a predicted model, not a curated record. Gene Ontology annotation, cellular component: membrane. Gene Ontology annotation, biological process: G protein-coupled receptor signaling pathway. NCBI's taxonomy places the organism in Eukaryota, Metazoa, Cnidaria, Anthozoa, Scleractinia, Merulinidae. Gene Ontology annotation, molecular function: G protein-coupled receptor activity.
AGGAUCGACUGUUAUCGCAGUGCUUGUAUUGGUUAGUUUUAUAAGCACACAUAACCAACUUUUGUAUUUUGCUAGGUUUAGGGCAGGGCCAGCCCCCAAAAUAGCAAACAAAAGCAUACAACAAAGAACUUUGCCAGGUUUCCUAACCAUUUCACUCUAUUAACUAUGGCGUGAUGUAAUGUUCAUAUCUUCUCAUGGCUAUCUAGCUCGUUAUUACUGAAUAUCAUAAAACAUUGUUUAGCUUUUUCUUGCCUACUGAGUUCUAGACUCAAAAGCUCUAGGAAUCCCUUAUUCCUCUUUCCAACUACAUUUAUAAACUUUUUAUUUCGCUGGUGGUCACUUAGGAGGGAACCUGAAGGCAUCGAUGAAUAGCCUACACGAGAGGGAUGCUUAUUGGUAUUGGGUCCUGGUCGUCUCCAUUGGAGUUACAACAGUCUGCGGAAACACGGUCGUUAUAUAUCUAAUCUUGACAAGGAGAACUCUUCACGUCAGCGCUAACUGGUUUAUUGUCUCACUAUCAUUAGCAGAUUUACUUGUCGGGCUCGUGGUAAUACCUACAUACAUUUUUCAUACGUUCUGGGUACAGUUAAACCUUCUUGCACUUUUGACAUUCUACAAUCUUAUUUUGUAUGUGUCAGUUGGCAAUUUAUGUGUUAUGACUGGAGAUAGAUAUCUUGCCAUCACGAGACCAUUGAAAUACGGCUCUUUGAUGACUCGUUCAAAGGUCCUGGUUAUGAUAUUUACCGCUUGGACAAUACCUACAGGUAUUUCACUUUUACCUUUGUUGUGGCAAACGUCAGGUACCAACAAAGAAAGAGACAUAGUACACAGAGUAUACGGUGGAUUGACGGUGAUCUGCUUCGAAAUAAUACCGUGCUUUCUGAUGCUUUUAGUGUACUCUCACUUAUACUUUAUAACUCGAGCUCAUUCUCGAAGAAUCGCUGCACUGGAAAGUGUUAAAGAACGCUACAGCGGCCGUAACUUUACAAAGACAAGAAGACAAAGAAACAGGGAGAGAUCCAGUCUCAAAGUGUUCGCAUCAGUUGCACUCUUGUUUGUCUUCUGUUGGCUACUUUCAGCUUAUCGUGGAUUCUGUGAUGUGUUCAGCCUGUGCUCUGUGACCAGAGAAUUUGUUCAAGUUUCCAGAAUCCUAAUUUUCCUAAAUUCUGCCGUUAAUGUCGUAGUGUAUUCACUGCUGAAGAGAGAUAUAAGGGCGGAGUUUAAACGUUUCCUGAGAUGCCGGACACGUCAAGAAUCACUUGACUUUAAUUUAGCCGUUCGAGUGCGGGAGACAUUAGCGGCGAAUCGUUCGAUUGAUAUUGAAACAGAAACACCAAAAGGCGGUCUUCCAGAGCUUGGACACAAUACGAAUUAGAGGUUUGACCAUUUGACUUUGAGGGAGGGGGUGAGGGAUAUUGAGAAAAAAUAUUUUGCAAGCAUACUUGCACCAAAAACAUUUAUGCACACGACCACUGCUGAAAUUCACGCACGUUUCGUGAUCCGAAGAAAAGUAUGUC